Messenger RNA from Xenopus laevis (African clawed frog), 3796 nucleotides. Its product is annotated as acid-sensing ion channel 1C. The record is from RefSeq and is a predicted model, not a curated record. The coding region runs from base 2396 to 3796 and encodes 466 amino acids. Lineage: Eukaryota; Metazoa; Chordata; Amphibia; Anura; Pipidae. The transcript is spliced from 8 exons.
GUCCCACUCACUGAUCCCUCUUUGGGUCUCACUCACUGAUCCUUCUUUGCGUCCCACUCACUGAUCCCUCUUUCCGUACCACUCACUGAUCCCUCUUUGCGUCCCACUCACUGAUCCUUCUUUGCGUCCCACUCACUGAUCCCUCUUUGCGUCCCACUCACUGAUCCCUCUUUGGGUCUCACUCACUGAUCCCUCUUUGCGUCCCAAUCACUGAUCCCUCUUUGCGUCCCACUCACUGAUCCCUCUUUGCGUCCCACUCACCGAUCCUGUUUUGUGUCUCAAUCACUGAUCCCUCUUUGCGUCCCACUCACUGAUCCCUCUUUGGGUCCCACUCACUGAUCCCUCUUUGUGUCUCACUCACUGAUCCCUCUUUGCGUCCCACUCACUGAUCCCUCUUUACGUCCCACUCACUGAUCCCUCUUUACGUCCCACUCAUUUAUCCCUCUUUGCGACCCACUAACUGAUCCUUCCCCCACCCCUCUCAUUGAUUCUUUCCUAGUCCCACUCACUGAUCCCUCUUUGCGUCCCACUCACUGAUCCCUCUUUGCGUCCCACUCACUGAUCCCUCUUUGCAUCCCACUCACCAAUCCCGUUUUGUGUCUCAAUCACUGAUCCCUCUUUGCGUCCCACUCACUGAUCCCUCUUUGGGUCCCACUCACUGAUCCCUCUUUGUGUCUCACUCACUGAUCCCUCUUUGCGUCCCACUCACUGAUCCCUCUUUACGUCCCACUCAUUGAUCCCUCUUUGCGACCCACUAACUGAUCCUUCCCCCACCCCUCUCAUUGAUUCUUUCCUAGUCCCACUCACUGAUCCCUCUUUGCGUCCCACUCACUGAUCCCUCUUUGCGUCCCACUCAUUGAUCCCUCUUUGCUUCCCACUCACUGAUCCCUCUUUGCGUCCCACUCACCGAUCCCUCUUUGCGUCCCACUCACCGAUCCCUCUUUGCGUCCCACUCACCGAUCCCUCUUUGCGUCCCACUCACUGAUUCCUCUUUGCGUCCCACUCACUGAUCCCUCUUUGCGUCCCACUCACUGAUCCCUCUUUGCGUUCCACUCACUGAUCCCUCUUUGCGUUCCACUCACUGAUCCCUCUUUGCGUCUCACUCACUGAUCCCUCUUUGCGUCCCAAUCACUGAUCCCUCUUUGCGUCCCACUCACUGAUCCCUCUUUGCAUCCCACUCACCAAUCCCGUUUUGUGUCUCAAUCACUGAUCCCUCUUUGCGUCCCACUCACUGAUCCCUCUUUGGGUCCCACUCACUGAUCCCUCUUUGUGUCUCACUCACUGAUCCCUCUUUGCGUCCCACUCACUGAUCCCUCUUUGCUUCCCACUCACUGAUCCCUCUUUACGUCCCACUCACUGAUCCCACUUUACGUCCCACUCAUUGAUCCCUCUUUGCGACCCACUAACUGAUCCUUCCCCCACCCCUCUCAUUGAUUCUUUCCUAGUCCCACUCACUGAUCCCUCUUUGCGUCCCACUCACUGAUCCCUCUUUGCAUCCCACUCAUUCAUCCCUCUUUGCUUCCCACUCACUGAUCCCUCUUUGCGUCCCACUCACUGAUGCCUCUUUGCGUCCCACUCACUGAUGCCUCUUUGCGUCCCACUCACUGAUCCCUCUUUACGUCCCACUCACUGAUCCCUCUUUACGUCCCACUCACUGAUCCCUCUUUACGUCCCACUCAUUGAUCCCUCUUUGCGACCCACUCAUUGAUCCCUCUUUGCGACCCACUCAUUGAUCCCUCUUUGCGACCCACUAACUGAUCCUUCCCCCACCCCCCUCAUUGAUUCUUUCCUAGUCCCACUCACUGAUCCCUCUUUGCGUCCCACUCACUGAUCCCUCUUUGCGUCCCACUCAUUCAUCCCUCUUUGCUUCCCACUCACUGAUCCCUCUUUGCGUCCCACUCACUGAUCCCUCUUUGCGUCCCACUCACUGAUCCCUCUUUGCUUCCCACUCACUGAUCCCUCUUUGCGUCCCACUCACUGAGUGUGAAUGUGGAUUGAGGCUUGUGCAUAUUGUUGUAGCUGCUCAGGUCCCAGAAGAACAUCUCCCUCCUUCUCACUCUCUCAUUAAGAGACCACAGAGCAUCAGUCUAAAGACUUUGCUGAUGUUGGUGGACGUCAUUGCAUUAUUCCCCUUGGCUUCUCUCCAUCCCAUCUCUCCAUCUCUUCUGGCAGCACCACCGGCCGGUUAGAGAGACAGAGGAAGAAGUUGAAGAGACACAACUUGUUAUUCUGCCCUGAAAUCUAAAGCCACAGGGACAGAAGUAGAGCAGCAGUAGGUGCAGUUACAACGGUGCCCAACCAACAAGUGAGUUUUUAUUUGUUAUUUGCAAAUAAGGGACCCACAAUAUUCUUCUACUUUUCCUUCCCACCACCAGUCUGCUUGUAGAUCUUCCUGAUGGACAUUCUGAAGCCCCCACAGGACGAGGAAGGAGACGAUGAGAAGAAACCUUCUGACCUGACGGUGUUUGCAGGCAACUCCACACUCCAUGGGAUCAGCCAUGUCUUCCUGCCUGGUGGGGUGACCCCUCGACGUGUUUUCUGGGCAUGUUCCUUCCUGGCCUCUCUCAGCUGCUUCCUCUUCCAAGUGGCCGACCGCAUCAUCUACUACAGUGCGUACCACCAUGUCACCACCCUGGAUGAGAUGGAGAGCAGCCACAUGAAAUUCCCAGCCAUCACCAUCUGCAACUUCAACAGAUUCCGUCGCUCCAAACUCACCCCGAGGUACAUGUGCUCCGCUCAAUAUCUGCUUGGGACACAAAAUGUCAGCAGAGAGGAACUGGCCAAGUGCGAGCUUCCUGUAUGUUCUGAUGAUGCCAAUAAGAGUAACGACACCAUGGAUUUCUUUGACCAAACAGGACAUUCCAUGAAGGACAUGUUGCUGGAGUGUCGCUACCGAAAUGAGACGUGUGGCCCAGAGAACUUCACCACGGUAUUCACACGCUAUGGCAAGUGCUACACCUUUAACUCCGGGAAGAAGGGACAUCGCUUGCUCAACACUUUGAAGGGCGGCACAGGGAACGGCCUGGAGCUCAUGUUGGACAUUCAGCAGAAUGAGUACCUACCUGUGUUUAGUGAGACAGAUGAAACAUCCUAUGAGGCUGGAAUCAAGGUGCAAAUUCACAGCCAGAUUGAGCCCCCCUACAUCCAUGAGCUUGGCUUUGGGGUUCCCCCAGGAUUUCAGACCUUUGUGGCUACACAGGAACAGCAGCUGGUGUUCCUGCCCCCACCAUGGGGUAACUGCAAAGACACCCCCCUGGACUCCUUUGACUUCAAGAAUUACAGUAUCACAGCGUGUCGGAUCAUCUGUCAAACUGAGCACAUCAUUGAUAAGCACGGCUGUCGCAUGGUGCACAUGCCCGGUAAUGCCACCGUGUGCCCCCUCGACCAGUAUGAAAAAGCCGACAAAUUUCUGGAUGCACUCAUCAUGGCAAAUAACCAGUCGUGCCCAUGUGGGACCCCCUGCCGCACAGAGAGAUACCAGAAGGAGCUCUCCAUGGUGAAGAUCCCAAGCAAUGCAUCUGCAAAAUACCUGGCCAAGAAAUACAAUAAGAGUGUGGAAUACAUACGGGAGAAUAUUCUGGUGUUGGACAUCUUCUUUGAGGCAUUAAACUAUGAGAUGAUUGAGCAGAAGGAGGCGUAUGAAGUGGCCGGACUCUUGGGUGAUAUUGGGGGCCAGAUGGGUCUAUUUAUUGGCGCCAGUAUCCUCACAAUCCUGGAAAUCUUUGAUUAUCUCUAUGAGGUGAGACAUCCAUUCUUCCACUCACGGCCAUUGGUACUGGGUGACAGUGUAGGAUAG